This is a messenger RNA of Peromyscus maniculatus bairdii (prairie deer mouse), 1091 nucleotides long. It is a transcript of the gene Dnajb7, whose product is annotated as DnaJ heat shock protein family (Hsp40) member B7. The record is from RefSeq and is a predicted model, not a curated record. NCBI's taxonomy places the organism in Eukaryota, Metazoa, Chordata, Mammalia, Rodentia, Cricetidae. Gene Ontology annotation, molecular function: Hsp70 protein binding.
CACAUAAUGGGAUGUCAGCAGUGACCCAGAGCACUAGCACUCCCGUCAAUGUAAAAAUGUGCCUGUUUGCAGCCACUUCUACCACCAGCAGCGGCCGGGGAGCCUGAGCUGCAAGGAAGACAGUGCUCACUAUCAAAGGUGUGUGUCUCCGAUACUCUGUCCAACCAUGGCGGACUACUAUGACGUUCUAGGGGUGCAGAGCUACGCGUCACCAGAGGACAUAAAGAGAGCUUACCGAAAAGUGGCACUUAAAUGGCACCCUGAUAAAAAUCCAGAGAACAAAGAGGAAGCAGAGCGAAAGUUCAAAGAAGUCGCCGAGGCCUAUGAAGUAUUAUCAAAUAGUGAAAAACGGAACGUUUAUGAUAAAUAUGGCAAGGAGGGAUUAAACGGCGGAGGUGGAAGUCAUCUUGAUGACGAAUGUGAGUAUGGUUUCACAUUCCGUAAGGCAGACGAUGUCUUUAAAGAAAUUUUUGGUGAAAGGGACCCAUUUUCAUUUCACUUCUUUGAAGACUCACUGGAGGAUCUUUUGAGCAGUUCAAGAAGCUCCAACAGAAGCAGAAGCAGAGACACAGGAUCCCUUUUCUCCCAUUCCUGUGACCACCCAGUGUUUACCAGGCUUUCUCCUUAUGACACAGGAUAUAUGUCUUACGUUUCACUGGGACACGAGGGCCUUACUUCAUUCUCUUCCCUGGCAUUUGAUGAUACCGAGAUGGGCAAUUACAUACCCAUUACCCCUUCAGGCAAAACUGUUAAUGGAAGAAGAAUCAACUCAAAGAAAAUUUUUGAGUACCCUCAAGAUAUAGAAGCUGAAGAUGACGAGUUGAAAUCCUUUCUUGUAAACAGUGUGGCAGAGGAAGAGGGCUUUGCAGAAAAAUGGAACUGGAGAAGACAGUCAUUCAACAAUUAUUCACCAAAUUCCCACAGCCCCCCAAAUAUAUCACCAUGUACUCUUGUGGACAACAAUGAACAAGGUACACCUUGGGUCGCCAGCAAGAAGGAUCCUUCCAUUUUCUCAGCAGGAUUCAAAGAAGGCGGUAGGAGGAAAAAAAAGGGGCAGAAGAAGAGGUCAAAUAAAAGGAAUCGCUAAUUCA